AUGUCACAGAGGGUCACCCCAGUGACCCCACGCUCAUUAGUGGGACAAGGUCCCCAUCUACUGGCCUUCAUGUGUUUUCCACCUUAGGGAAAGACUAUAGGCAGAGUUUGAUGUACAUGAUGUAGCAGUUGGUCACAGCAAUGUCAAUGAAAUGUAAAAACAGGGUCCUGUACCAUCUCUCAGUCUUGUGGUGCACAGAGUAGUACUGUAGUGUCCAUCCACCUGGUAAAGAAGAGGUUACCAUCUCUGAUCCACCUCAGUAGUACUGUAGUGUCCAUCCACCUGGUAAAGAAGAGGUUACCAUCUCUGAUCCACCUCAGUAGUACUGUAGUGUCCAUCCACCUGGUAAAGAGGAGGUUACCAUCUCUGAUCCACCUCAGUAGUACUGUAGUGCCCAUCCACCUGGUAAAGAAGAGGUUACCAUCUCUGAUCCACCUCAGUAGUACUGUAGUGUCCAUCCACCUGGUAAAGAAGAGGUUACCAUCUCUGAUCCACCUCAGUAGUACUGUAGUGUCCAUCCACCUUGUAAAGAGGAGGUUACCAUCUCUGAUCCACCUCAGUAGUACUGUAGUGCCCAUCCACCUGGUAAAGAAGAGGUUACCAUCUCUGAUCCACCUCAGUAGUACUGUAGUGUCCAUCCACCUGGUAAAGAAGAGGUUACCAUCUCUGAUCCACCUCAGUAGUACUGUAGUGUCCAUCCACCUGGUAAAGAAGAGGUUACCAUCUCUGAUCCACCUCAGUAGUACUGUAGUGUCCAUCCACCUGGUAAAGAAGAGGUUACCAUCUCUGAUCCACCUCAGUAGUACUGUAGUGUCCAUCCAACUGGUAAAGAAGAGGUUACCAUCUCUGAUCCACCUCAGUAGUACUGUAGUGUCCAUCCACCUGGUAAAGAAGAGGUUACCAUCUCUGAUCCACCUCAGUAGUACUGUAGUGUCCAUCCACCUGGUAAAGAAGAGGUUACCAUCUCUGAUCCACCUCAGUAGUACUGUAGUGUCCAUCCACCUGGUAAAGAGGAGUUUACCAUCUCUGAUCCACCUCAGUAGUACUGUAGUGUCCAUCCACCUGGUAAAGAAGAGGUUACCAUCUCUGAUCCACCUCAGUAGUACUGUAGUGUCCAUCCAACUGGUAAAGAAGAGGUUACCAUCUCUGAUCCACCUCAGUAGUACUGUAGUGUCCAUCCACCUGGUAAAGAAGAGGUUACCAUCUCUGAUCCACCUCAGUAGAACUGUAGUGUCCAUCCACCUGGUAUAGAAGAGGUUACCAUCUCUGAUCCACCUCAGUAGAACUGUAGUGUCCAUCCACCUGGUAAAGAAGAGGUUACCAUCUCUGAUCCACCUCAGUAGUACUGUAGUGUCCAUCCACCUGGUAAAGAAGAGGUUACCAUCUCUGAUCCACCUCAGUAGUACUGUAGUGUCCAUCCACCUGGUAAAGAGGAGGUUACCAUCUCUGAUCCACCUCAGUAGUACUGUAGUGUCCAUCCACCUGGUAAAGAAGAGGUUACCAUCUCUGAUCCACCUCAGUAGUACUGUAGUGUCCAUCCACCUGGUAAAGAAGAGGUUACCAUCUCUGAUCCACCUCAGUAGUACUGUAGUGUCCAUCCACCUGGUAAAGAAGAGGUUACCAUCUCUGAGCGUUAGGUAUCAUUGUGAGUGCGGCUGAGUGUUUAUUGGCACUCAGGGAUUUUUCUACAGAGGCAUUACAAGGAAUCCUGUCGAUGAAUGUUCCGUCCUCACAGGCCCCUGAGCUUGUGUAGGGAUGUGAUUUGAAUGUGACUGAAGGAGUGGGACGGUUGUUUGAUUGAUUUGUGUAUUAUGUCGGGUCCUCUUCCCGUAAUGGAGUAUUUUUUUUCCGAUACCCUGUACAGUAGGUGGCGCCAAUACACCUAUAGCCGUCUUAUGUUGGCUGUGGUACACAGAACUUAGACAUGCCAUAUACAGUGUUAUUCAGUGGAAUGUCAGCUUUUAUUUAAAAAACAAAAACUUUUUUAACAUUUACCGUUCAGAUUUUAUUAAUAUAAAUAUAAACUAUGCACUUUUGACGCACCGGUGCGUCAAUCAACUUUAGUUUUUUUUUUUUACAUUCACAAGGCCGCAGGGCCAGACGGAUUACCAGGAUGCUGGCAAGUGCCUUCACUCUCCCUGACCCAGGCUGUAAUACCUACAUGUUUCAAGCAGACCACCAUAGUCCCUGUGCCCAAGAACACCAAGGUAGCCUGUGUAAAUGACUAUCACCCUGUAUCACAUCUGUAGCCUUGAAAUGCUUUGAAAGGCUGAAAGGCCCACAUCGACACCAUCAUCCCAGACACCCUGGACCCACUCCAAUUCACAUACCGCCCCAAAAGAUCCACAGAUGAUGCAAUUUCUAUGCCACUCUACACUGCCCUUUCCGACUUGGAGAAAAGGAACACCUACGGGUGAAUGCUGUUCAUUGACUACAGCUCAGCGUUUAACACCAUAGUGCCCUCAAAGCUCAUCACUAAGCUAAGGACCCUGGGACUAAACACCUCCCUCUGCAACUGGAUCCUGGACUUCCUGACGGGCCGCCCCCAGGUGGUAAGGGUAGGUAACAACACAUCUGCCACGCUGAUCCUCAACACGGGGGCCCCUCAAGGGUGCAUGCUCAGUCCCCGUACUCCCUGUUCAUCCACGACUGUGUGGCCGCGCAUGACUCCAACAUCGUCAUUAAGUUUGCUAACGACACAACAGUGGUAGGCCUGAUCACUGACAAAGAUGAGACAGCCUAUAGGGAGGAGGUCAGAGAAAAUGUACCUGGCGCCGACGAGGAUGGCGGCCUCGUGACUAGCUCUUAGGAAACUUUGCGGUAUUCUUUUUUUAAAUGUAUUAUUUUUUUUACAUUAUUAGCUCAGAAAGUGUUUUGUAUCAUUACAUACAGCCGGGAAAAACUAUUGGAUAUCAGAGAGGGGGUAACUCACCAGAAUUACGACCAGGAAUACGACUUUCCCGAAGCAGAUCCUUUGUUUGCUCUCCCCAGGGCAACUGAACUGAUUCCAGCGGCUGACCCAAAACAUCGCCGGUGAAGGAGAGGCACUCGGAGGAGCCUGCUGGUUCGACUUAGGAGGCACGCACACCACCCACCGCUUCCACCGCUAAUGUUCAGUCUCUGGUGAACAAGCUCGACGAACUCCGGACAAGGAUUUCUUUCCAGAGAGACAUCAGGGCCUGUAACAUACUUUGUUUCACAGAAACAUGGCUCUCUGGGGAUAUUCUGUCGAAAUCGGUCCAGCCAGAUGGGUUCUCAGUUCAUCGCACAGACAGGAAUAAAUAUCUCUCCGGGAAGCAGAAGGGCGGAGGUGUGUGUUUCAUGAUUAACGACUCAUGGUGUAAUUGUAGUAACAUACAGGAACUCAAGUCCUUUUGUUCACCCGACCUAGAAUACCUCACAACCAAAUGCCGACCGUAUUUUCUCCCAAAAUAAUUUUCCUUGGUUAUAGCCACGGCCGUUUAUAUCCCGCCUCAAGCCGAUACUACGACGGCCCUCAAAGAACUUCACUGGACUUUAUGCAAACUGGAAACCACAUAUCCUGAGGCUGCAUUUAUUGUAGCUGGGGAUUUUAACAAAGCAAAUUUGAGGACUAGGCUGCCGAAGUUCUAUCAACAUAUGGACUGUUGUACUUGCGCUGCUAAAAUCCUCGACCAUUGCUAUUCGAACUUCCGGGAUGGUUCUAAGGCCCUCCCCCGCCCUCCUUUCGGGAAAUCUGACCACAACUCCAUUUUGCUCCUCCCUUCCUAUAGGCAGAAACUCAAACAGGAAGUAUCCGUGCUAAAGACUAUUCAACGCUGGUCUGACCAAUCGGAAUCCUCACUUCAAGAUUGUUUUGAUCACGUGGACUGGGAUAUGUUCCGGGUAGCUUGCGAAAAUAAUUUAGACAAAUACACUGAAACAGUGACUGAGUUUAUCAGGAAGUGUAUAAGAGAUGUUGUACCCACUGUGACUAUUAAAACCUACCCUAACCAGAAACCGUGGAUAGAUGGCAGCAUUCACGCAAAACUGAAAGCGCGAACCACCGCAUUAAACCAUGGCAAGGUGACUGGGAAUAUGGCAGAAUACAAACAGUGUAGCUACUCACUCCGCAAGGCAAUGAAACUGGCAAAACAUCAGUAUAGAGACAAAGUGGAGUUGCAAUUCAACGGCUCAGACAUGAGACGUCUGUGGCAGGGUCUACAAACAAUCACGGACUACAAAAGGAAAACCAGCCACGUUGCCGACACCGACGUCUUGCUUCCAGACAAGCUAAACACCUUCUUUACCCGCUUUGAGGAUAACACAGUGCCACCGAUGAGUCCCACUACCAAGGACUGUGGCCUCUCCUUCUCCAUGGCCAAUGUGAUUAAGACAUUUAAGCGUGUUAACACCCGCAAGGCUGCCAGCCCAGACGGCAUCCCUAGCCGAGUCCUUAGAGCAUGCGCAGACCAGCUGGCUGGUGUGUUCAUGGACAUUUUCAAUCUCUCCCUUUCCCAGUCUGCUGUUCCCACAUGUUUCAAGAUGGCCACCAUUGUUCCUGUACCCAAGAAAGCAAAGGUAACUGAACUAAAUGACUAUCGCCCCGUAGCACUCACCUCUGUCAUCAUGAAGUGCUUUGAGAGACUAGUCAAGGAUCAUAUCACCUCUACCUUACCUGUCACCCUAGACCCACUUCAAUUUGCUUACUGCCCCAAUAGAUCCACAGAUGAUGCAAUCGCCAUCACACUGCACACUGCCCUAUCCCAUCUGGACAAGAGGAAAACCUAUGUAAGAAUGCUGUUCAUUGACUAUAGCUCAGCAUUCAACACCAUAGUACCCUCCAAGCUCAUCAUUAAGCUCGAGGCCCUGGGUCUGAACCCCGCCCUGUGCAACUGGGUCCUGGACUUCCUGACGGGCCGCCCCCAGGUGGUGAAGGUAGGAAACAACUUCUCCACUUCGCUGAUCCUCAACACUGGGGCCCCACAAGGGUGCGUGCUCAGCCCCCUCCUGUACUCCCUGUUCACCCAUGACUGCGUGGCCAAGCACGCCUCCAACUCAAUCAUCAAGUUUGCAGACGACACAACAGUAGUAGGCUUGAUUACCAAUAAUGACGAGACCACCUACAGGGAGGAGGUGAGGGCUCUGGGAGUGUGGUGCCAGGAAAAUAACCUCUCACUCAAUGUCAACAAAACAAAGGAGAUGAUCGUGGACUUCAGGAAACAGCAGAGGGUGCACCCCCCUAUCCACAUCGACGGGACCGCAGUGGAGAAGGUGGAAAGCUUCAAGUUCCUUGGCGUACACGUCACUGACAAACUGAAAUGGUCCACCCACGCAGACAGUGUGGUGAAGAAGGCGCAACAGAGCCUCUUCAACCUCAGGAGGCUGAAGAACUUUGGCUUGGCAACUAAAACCCUCACAAACUUUUACAGAUGCACAUUUGAGAGCAUCCUGUCGGGCUGUAUCACCACCUGGUACGGCAACUGCACCGCCCACAACCGCAGGGCUCUCCAGAGGGUGGUGCGGUCUGCCCAACGCAUUACCGGGGGCAAACUACCCGCCCUCCAAAACACCUACAGCACCCGAUGUCACAGGAAGGCCAAAAAGAUCAUCAAGAACAUCAACCACCCGAGCCACUGCCUGUUCACCCCGCUAUCAUCCAGAAGGCGAGGUCAGUACAGGUGCAUCAAAGCUGGGACCGAGAGACUGAAAAACAGCUUCUAUCUCAAGGCCAUCAGACUGUUAAAUAGCCAUCACUAGCACAUUAGAGACUGCUGCUGCCUAUUGAAAUCACUGGCCACUUUAAGAAAUGGAACACUAGUCACUUUAAUAAUGUUUCCAUAUCUUGCACUACUCAUCUCAUAUGUAUAUACUGCAUUUACAUUUACAUUUUAGUCAUUUAGCAGACGCUCUUAUCCAGAGCGACUUACAGGAGCAAUUAGGGUUAAGUGCCUUGCUCAAGGGCACAUUUACGUCAUUUAGCAGACGCUCUUAUCCAGAGCGACUACAAAUUGGUGCAUUCACCCUAUAGCCAGUGGGAUAACCACUUUACAAUUAUACUUUUUUUAUUUUUUAUUUUUUAUUUUUGGGGGGGGGAGGGGUAGAAGGAUUACUUUAUCCUAUCCCAGGUGUUCCUUAAAGAGGUGGGGUUUCAAAUGUCUCCGGAAGGUGGUGAGUGACUCCGCUGUCCUGGCGUCGUGAGGGAGCUUGUUCCACCAUUGGGGUGCCAGAGCAGCGAACAGUUUUGACUGGGCUGAGCGGGAACUAUGCUUCCGCAGAGGAAGGGGAGCCAGCAGGCCAGAGGUGGAUGAACGCAAUGCCCUCGUUUGGGUGUAGGGACUGAUCAGAGCCUGAAGGUACGGAGGUGCCGUUCCCCUCACUGCUCCAUAGGCAAGCACCAUGGUCUUGUAACGGAUGCGAGCUUCAACUGGAAGCCAGUGGAGUGUGCGGAGGAGGGGGGUGACGUGAGAGAACUUGGGAAGGUUGAACACCAGACGGGCUGCGGCAUUCUGGAUGAGUUGUUGGGGUUUAAUGGCACAGGCAGGGAGCCCAGCCAACAGCGAGUUGCAGUAAUCCAGACGGGAGAUGACAAGUGCCUGGAUUAGGACCUGUGCCGCUUCCUGUGUAAGGCAGGGUCGUACUCUCCGAAUGUUGUAGAGCAUGAACCUGCAGGAUCGGGUCACCGCCUUGAUGUUAGCGGAGAACGACAGGGUGUUGUCCAGGGUCACGCCAAGGCUCUUCGCACUCUGGGAGGAGGACACAACGGAGUUGUCAACUGUGAUGGCGAGAUCAUGGAACGGGCAGUCCUUCCCCGGGAGGAAGAGCAGCUCCGUCUUGCCAGGGUUCAGCUUGAGGUGGUGAUCCGUCAUCCAUACUGAUAUGUCGGCCAGACAUGCAGAGAUGCGAUUCGCCACCUGGUUAUCAGAAGGGGGAAAGGAGAAGAUUAGUUGUGUAUCGUCAGCGUAGCAAUGAUAGGAGAGGCCAUGUGAGGAUAUGACAGAGCCAAGUGACUUGGUGUAUAGGGAGAAAAGGAGAGGGCCUAGAACUGAGCCCUGGGGGACACCAGUGGUGAGAGCACGUGGUGCGGAGACAGCUUCUCGCCACGCCACUUGGUAGGAGCGACCGGUCAGGUAGGACGCAAUCCAGGAGUGAGCCGCGCCGGAGAUGCCCAGCUCGGAGAGGGUGGAGAGGAGGAUCUGAUGGUUCACUGUAUCAAAGGCAGCAGACAGGUCUAGAAGGACAAGAGCAGAGGAGAGAGAGUUAACUUUAGCAGUGCGGAGAGCCUCCGUGACACAGAGAAGAGCAGUCUCAGUUGAAUGACCAGUCCUGAAACCUGACUGGUUUGGAUCAAGAAGGUCAUUCUGAGAGAGAUAGCAAGAGAGUUGGCUAAAGACGGCACGCUCAAUAGUUUUGGAAAGAAAAGAAAGAAGGGAUACUGGUCUGUAGUUGUUGACAUCAGUGGGAUCGAGUGUUGGUUUUUUGAGAAGGGGUGCAACUCUCGCUCUCUUGAAGACGGAAGGGACAUGGCCAGCGGUCAAGGAUGAGUUGAUCAGCGAGGUGAGGUAGGGGAGAAGGUCACCGGAGAUGGUCUGGAGAAGAGAGGAGGGGAUGGGGUCAAGCGGGCAGGUUGUUGGGCGGCCUGCAGUCACUAGUCGCAAGAUUUUAUCUGGAGAGAGAAGGGAGAAAGAAGUCAAAGCAUAGGGUAGGGCAGUGUGAGCAGGACCAGCAGUGUCAUUGGACUUAACAAACGAGGAUCGGAUGUCGUCAACCUUCUUUUCAAAGUGGUUGACAAAGUCAUCCACAGAGAGGGAGGAGGGGGGGGGGGGGGGGGAGGAUUCAGCAGUGAGGAGAAUGUGGCAAAGAGCUUCCUAGGGUUAGAGGCAGAUGCUUGGAAUUUAGAGUGGUAGAAAGUGGCCUUAGCAGCAGAAACAGAUGAAGAAAAUGUAGAGAGGAGGGAGUGAAAAGAUGCCAGGUCGGCAGGGAGUUUAGUUUUCUUCCAUUUCCGCUCAGCUGCCCGGAGCUCUGUUCUGUGAGCUCGCAAUGAGUCAUCAAGCCACGGAGCUGGAGGGGAGGACCGAGCCGGCCGGGAGGAUAGGGGACACAGGGAGUCAAAGGAUGCAGAAAGGGAGGAGAGGAGGGUUGAGGAGGCAGAAUCAGGAGAUUGGAGGGAGAAGGAUUGAGCAGAGGGAAGAGAUGAUAGGAUGGAAGAGGAGAGAGUAGUGGGAGAGAGAGAGCGAAGGUUGCGGCGGCGCGUUACCAUCUGUGUAGGGGCAGAGUGAGUAGUGUUGGAGGAGAGCGAGAGAGAAAAGGAUACAAAGUAGUGGUCGGAGACAUGGAGGGGAGUUGCAGUGAGAUUAGUAGAAGAGCAACAUCUAGUAAAGAUGAAGUCAAGCGUAUUGCCUGCCUUGUGAGUGGGGGGGGGAUGGUGAGAGGGUGAGGUCAAAAGAGGAGAGGAGUGGAAAGAAGGAGGCAGAGAGAAAUGAGUCAAAUGUAGACGUAGGGAGGUUGAAAUCCCCCAAAACUGUGAAGGGUGAGCCAUCCUCAGGAAAGGAACUUAUCAAGGCGUCAAGCUCAUUGAUGAACUCUCCAAGGGAACCUGGAGGGCGAUAGAUGACAAGGAUAUUAAGCUUAAAUGGGCUAGUGACUGUGACAGCGUGGAAUUCAAAUGAGGAGAUAGACAGAUGGGUUAGGGGAAAAUUGAGAAUGACCACUUGGGAGAGAUGAGGAUUCCUGUGCCACCACCCCUCUGACCAGAUGCUCUCGGGGUAUGCGAGAACACAUGGUCAGACGAGGAGAGAGCAGUAGGAGUAGCAGUGUUUUCAGUGGUAAUCCAUGUUUCCGUCAGCGCCAGGAAGUCGAGGGACUGGAGGGUAGCAUAGGCUGGGAUGAAGUCAGCCUUGUUGGCGGCAGAACGGCAGUUCCAGAGGCUGCCUGAGACCUGGAACUCCAGGUGUGUGGUGCGUGCAGGGACCACCAGGUUAGAGAGGCAGCAGCCACGCGGUGUGAGGCGUUUGUGUAGCCUGUGCGGAGAGGAGAGAACAGGGAUAGGCAGAGGCAUAGUUGACAGGCUGCAGCAGAUGGCUACAAUAAUGCAGAGGAGAUCGGAAUGAAAUGAACUAAACAUCUGGGAAAGGAGAGAGCAGGCCUCCCUCACCAAAAAAAAUAUAUAUAUAUAUAACUCUCCCAACUUCCACCUCAGAAACUAAAAUUGUUUCACUGAACCACCCGAGUAAAACUCUCCCAACUUCCACUUUAGAAAUUAGAAUUGUUGUAAACUACAGCAGACUGUUAUCAGUAGCUGUAAUUAAGUACAGCAGCUACCAACCACCUAACGUUAAUGCCUCGGAUGAGGUUAGAAAAACAGCUGAAUGGUAGCAGCUAGCUGGCUCAAUCACAGGUACUCUUAAGCAUGAAAUAACAUUGGAAACAAUUAACCACAGUUGCAAAAAGUUACCAGUAGCUACCCGCUAGCUAGCUAGCUAGCUUUGUUGGUCCAAGUAGUGGGUAAGCUAGCCUCGUGCUUCGCCGGGGUCCGCCGAAUACAGUCCUUACCUACAAUAAUUACCUACAAUAACCUUCAAUAACUACCUGAGUAAACUACCUAUAAUACCUAACUACAAUACCUACCUACAAUCUAAAUACAUGGUUUAAGCUUAACUCAACACCAUAUAAGAAGCCAAGCUUACCUUUCAUAACGCAGCAAUGAUUAAACGUUGGGUAGCUAGCACAAAGAUAUUGUAUUUAGCUACCACAGUACAGCCAGCUGGUAGUGUUGGCUGGCUAGCAAUGGCUGCUGUGUUGACUUUGUUUGAAAAACGGCGUCGCUGCGAACGAAUGUAGCUGGCUAAAAGGAUAUUGUUUUUAGUUGCUACCGUUGCUAAUAGCUACUCGCCAGCUAAUCCAGGAGGUGAGUUAGCUAGCUAGCUUCGUGCUACACCCGGCACGCCGAAUACAAAAGUAACCUACAAUAACUACACAACAGCUACCCACAACAGCCCACGAUGCCUACCUAUACUACUUAAUAAUAUACAGCCCACGAUGCCUACCUAUAAUACCUAACUACAAUCUAAAUACAUAGUUUAAGCCUUACUCGACAAAGCCCAAGCUAUGUAUAAAGCCAAACUGGCAGACUGCAAUCAGUAGCCGUAAUUAAGUACAGCAGCUACCAACCACCUAACGUUAAUGAUAAUGAGGUUAGAAAAACAGCUGAAUGGUGACGGCUAGCUGGCUCAAUCACAGGUACUCUUAAGCGUGAAAUAACAUUGGAAACAAUUAACCACUGUUGCUAAAAGUUACCAGUAGCUACCCGCUAGCUAGCUAGCUAGCUUUGUUGGUCCAAGUAGUGGGUAAGCUAGCCUCGUGCUUCGCCGGGGUCCGCCGAAUACAGUCCUUACCUACAAUAAUUACCUACAAUAACCUUCAAUAACUACCUGAGUAAACUACCUAUAAUACCUAACUACAAUACCUACCUACAAUCUAAAUACAUGGUUUAAGCUUUACUCAACACCAUAUAAGAAGCCAAGCUUACCUCCUGCUAGAGAAAACACAACCUCUCCCGACCACCGUACAUGCAGCUGGUGGCUCUGUGUAAGCUGCUGGAGCUGCAACCCAUAGGAACCAACAACCUGCUGCGCUUCCAGCUCAAGAAUACUGCAUUCUAUUCUAUAAUAUUCUACUGUAUCUUAGUCCAUGCAAAUCUGUCAUUGCUUGUCCAUAUAUGUAUAUAUUCUUAAAUUCCAUUCCUUACUAGAUUUGUGUGUAUUGGGUUGUGAAAUUGUUAGAUAUUACUUGUUAGAUAUUACUGCACUGUCGGAGCUAGAAGCACAAGCAUUUCGCUACACCCGCAAUAACAUCUGCUAAACACGUGUAUGUGACAAAUACAAUUUGAUUUGAUUUGACCUGGCAGUGUGGUGCCAGGACAACAACCUCUCCCUCAACAUCAGCAAGACAACGGAGCUGAUCGUGGACUACAGGAAACCGAGGGCCGAGCACGCCCCCAUUCACAUCGACAGGGCUGUAGUGGAGUGGGUCGAGAGCUUCAAGUUCCUUGGUGUCCACAUCACUAAGGAUCUAUCAUGGUCCAAACACACCAAGACAGUUGUGAAGAGGGCACAACAAUGCCUCUUCCCCCUCAGGAGACUGAAAGGAUUUGGCAUGGGCCCUCAGAUCCUCAAAAAGUUAUACAGCUGCACCAUUGAGAGCAUCUUGACUGGUUGCAUCACCGCCUGGUAUGGCAACUGCUCGGCCUCCGACCGCAAGGCACUACAGAGGGUAGUGCGUACGGCCCAGAACAUCACUGGGGCCAAGCUUCCUGCCAUCCAGGACCUCUAUACCAGGCGGUGUCAUAAGAAGGCCCUAAAAAUUGUCAAAGGCUCCAGCCACCCAAGUCAUAGACUGUUCUCUCUGCUGCCACACGGCAAGUGGUACCGAUGCACCAAGUCUGUAACCAACAGGACCCUGAACAGAUUCUACCCCCAAGCCAUAAGACUGCCUUCAUUGUUAAUUAAAUAGUUAACCAAAUAGCUACCCGGACCAUCUGCAUUGACCUCCAAUGACCCUUUUUGCACUAACUGUUUUGACUCGUCACAUACCCUGCUGCUACUGCUUAUUAUCUGUCCCUUUAUUCCUAGUUAUAUGUACAUAUCUACCUCAAUGACCUCGUUCCCCCGCACAUGGACUCGGUACUGGUACCCCGUGUAGAUAGCCAAGUUAUCAUAGACUCGGUACUGGUACCCCGUGUAUAUAGCCAAGUUAUCAUAGACUCGGUACUGGUACCCCGUGUAGAUAGCCAAGUUAUCAUAGACUCGGUACUGGUACCCCGUGUAUAUAGCCAAGUUAUCAUGGACUCAGUACUGGUACCCCGUGUAGAUAGCCAAGUGAUCAUAGACUCGGUACUGGUACCCCGUGUAGAUAGCCAAGUUAUCAUAGACUCGGUACUGGUGCCCCGUGUAUAUAGCCAAGUUAUCAUAGACUCGGUACUGGUACCCCGUGUAGAUAGCCAAGUUAUCAUAGACUCGGUACUGGUGCCCCGUGUAUAUAGCCAAGUUAUCAUAGACUCUGUACUGGUACUCCCUGUAUAUAGCCAGGUUAUCGUUACUCAUUGUGUAUUUAUUAUUACUUUUAUUAUUAUGUGUUAUUACAUUUCUAUUACUUCUCUAAUUUCUUUCUCUUUGCAUUGUUGGGAAGGGCCUGUAAGUCAGCAUGUAACAAAUAAAAUGUGAUUUGAUUUGAAUUCUGUUCAAUAAUAUCCUUCCCUUAGCUUAUACCAAGGCUAAAAUGUCAACAAGAUGAGAGUCGUGCAGUUUAGUAGAUGCAAAUGCUUUGGAAUAAUUAUGGAUAUUAUACCAGACAACACAGCAGUUUGCCAGCAGGCAGCAUCUUGUUGUCAAUAGAGCUUGGAAGGUCAUUUGGAAGGUCAUUUGGAAGGUCAUUUGGAAGGUCAUUUGGAAGGUCAUUUGGAAGGUCAUUUGGAAGGUCAUUUGCUCAAAGCGUCUUCCUGCAAUGAUUUCCAUUUGAUUAUAUUUCAUGCUCUAAGCUUCAGAAGACGUUCUCCUUGCAGCCUGAUGUCUGUGUGAUGGGAAUAGUCUUCAGAAGACGUUCAGCCUGGUGUCUGUGUGAUGGGAAUAGUCUUCAGAAGACGUUCAGCCUGGUUUCUGUGUGAUGGGAAAAGUCUUCAGAUGUGGUGAGCGUGGUGAAAGGAGUCAGGCGCAGGAGGGUAAUCACCGAAUACAGAGUUUAUUCCUUCGUUGACACACACAUGCGCUCCAAUAGCGAUCAACGAAACAGGCACAGGGGAAACAAACAUCCCUGGCAAUUAUACUGUAACGGAAUCCAAUAAACAUAGGCCCAGGGGGAAAAUCUACCCUGGCAACACAAUGUUAUGAGUAGCUCCACCGAGCUACAUACUCUCACAAUUAACAAUCACCCACAAGGACAAGGGGGCAGAGGGAACACUUAUACACAGACUAAUUAGGGGAAUAGAACCAGGUGUGUGUGAUUGACAAGACAAUUGUGAUGAUGAUUGGGGCGGCAGUGGUUAGUACUCCUGUGACGACGAACGCCGAAGCCUGCCCGAACAAGGAGAGGAGGCAGCCUCGGCCGAAGUCGUGACAUCAGAAGAUGUUCAGCCAGGUGUCUGUGUGAUGGGAAUAGUCUUCAGAAGACGUUCAGCCAGGUGUCUGUGUGAUGGGAAUAGUCUUCAGAAGACGUUCAGCCAGGUGUCUGUGUGAUGGGAAUAGUCUUCAGAAGACGUUCAGCCAGGUGUCUGUGUGAUGGGAAUAGUCUUCAGAAGACGUUCAGCCAGGUGUCUGUGUGAUGGGAAAAGUCUUCAGAAGACGUUCAGCCUGGUGUCUGUGUGAUGGGAAUAGUCUUCAGAAGACGUUCAGCCUGGUGUCUGUGUGAUGGGAAUAGUCUUCAGAAGACGUUCAGCCUGGUGUCUGUGUGAUGAGAAUAGUCUUUUUUUUUAAAGGAAUAGUAUUUGUAUUCCAAUAUAUCUGUAUUCUGUGGAUGCAUCCCAAAUUGUAUCCUAUUCCCUAUAUAGUGCAGUAUAUUUGGCCAUGGUCUGUCUAUUGCAAGGUACUUGUACUCCUCCUGUACUCUUGUCUGUGUUCCUUUACUCUUCCUGUGUCUGUGUUCCUGUACUCCUUCCUGUCUGUGUUCCUGUACUCCUUCCUGUCUGUGUUCCUGUACUCCUUCCUGUCUGUGUUCCUGUACUCCUUCCUGUGUGUGUUCCUGUACUCCUUCCUGUCUGUUUUCUGUACUCCUUCCGGGAUGUUUUCCCUGUACCCCUUUCCUGUUGUGUUCCUGUACCCCUUCCCUGCUGGUUCCUGUACCCUUUUUGUCGGGUUUUCCCGUACCCCUUUCGUCUGUGUUCCUGAUCCUUUGCGGUUUCCUGAAAUUUCCUUUUUCGGUUUUUGACCCUUUCCCGUUGUGUCCUGUAUCCUUUUUCUUUUUGUUCCUGUUUUUCCUUCCUUUUUUGUGUUCCCGUAUAUUCUGUUGGUCUGUACUCUUCCUGUCUGUUUUUCCGUACUCCUUCUUCUGUUUUUCCUUUGUCUUUCCCUUUUGUUUUCCUGUACCCCUUCCUGUUGUUUUUCCGUACCCCCUUUGUCGGGUUUUCCCUGACCCCUUUCCUGUCUGUUUUCCCUGUAUCUUCCCUUCUGUGCCCUGUACUCCUCCUGUCUGUUUUCCCUGUAUCUUCCUGUCGUUUUUUCCGUAUUUCCUGUCUGUGUUCUGACUCCUUCCUGUUGUUUUCCCGACUUUUCCCUUUUGUGUUCUGUACCCUUCCGGUUUUGGUUCCUGUACUUUAUUCCUGUUUUUUUUUUUUCCUUACCCUUCCGUCUGGGCUAGUGGUGGUUGACCGGGUUUAGUGGUGGUUGCCCUGUGGUAGGGGGGUUUGACCGGUUUCUAGUGGGGGUUUUCCCUGGGGUAGGGUGGUUCCCGGGGCUAGCUGAGGUGGGCUAUGAAUCUCAAAACCGAUCCAAAAAUGAAACCUGGAUGUCUGAUACAACAUUACGGGCAGGUUUUGAGGGUACCAUGGCUCUCAUUUUUAAUUUCUGGAUUGGUUUAGGAGUUUUUCCCUUUUUUUUAUUUUUCUCUUUUUUUUUUUUUUUUUUUUUUUUUGUCUUUUUUGUUUUUUUGGGGGGGCCCCCGGGGGGCCCCCCCUUUUAAUUUUUUUAAAAAAACCCCCUGCCCUUUCUUUUUUUGUUUUUUUUUUUUUUUUUUUUGUUGUUUUGUAUUUUUCUUUUUUUUUUUUGUCUUUUUUGUUUCUUUUUUCUUUUUUUCCCCUUUUUGUUUCUUUUCUCUUAUGCCCUUCUCUCUUCUUUUUUGAUUUUUUUGAUCUGCCCUUUUUUCUCUUUGCCCUUUCUUUUCUUCUUCCUCUUUUUGUCUUUCCUUCGCCCUCCUCUCUUUCCCUUUCCCCUUUUCUCUCUCCCCCUCUCUUCGCUCCCCUUCGUGGGUGGGCGGAUGAGUAACGAGGCAAAGGGAGGGAAUGUGUUCCUCUCCUGGAGCCAUGUCUCAGAUGACCGUGGGGCGCUGUAUCCCUUCUGCAGAGCCUCCUGUCCUCUGCUCCCCUCUCCUCUCCAAGCUGUCGCCUCUCAUCAGUCUCAACCAAACCUCAAUGUGCCACACAGAGUGAAAAAGAGGGGAAAAUGAUACUAUUUUGAACAAGCACAAAAUGAGUCAAGAUAAACAAACCAUAUCCCCCCCCCCCCCCCCCCCCCCCCCGCUUCUAUUGCUCUCUUGCAGUUACUGUCUGUCUAAUGCUAGUGGAGAUGUAAUUAAAUCCAUUAGUCAUAACAAGUCUUUCAUUUUAAAUGUUUGAACUGGGCUACACGCAAUGUAUGACCCGUGCUUUAUUUAGUAUGACUGGACAUGUCGACAUGAAUUGUAGCUUAGCCAAGCUGUCGGACUGUACAUUGUUGUGGUUAAUUAUGUUCAUAAUGACAGUGUACACAAACUCUGAGUGCAUUACAGUAGUAAUCAACCCUCAACUUAAUGUUGAUGAAGUGAAUUUUAUUACCUAGCUAAUUAUCUGAACAGAAAGCCACCACCUCACCUUGCUGGAAUAGAAGCUACACUAAGCUACACUUCCUAAUUGACCUGGCUCGGGUAUCCUGGAUGGAUGUUGACCUCAUUCCGUCAGUAGAGGAUACCUGGUUGUUCUUUAAAAGUGCUUUCCUCUCCAUCUUAAAUAAACAUGCCCCAUUCAAAAAAUUCAGAACCAAGAACAGAUAUAGACCCUGGUUCACCCCAGACUUGACUGCCCUUGACCAGCACAAAAAACAUCCUGUGGCGUACUGCAUUAGCAUCGAACAGCCCCCGCGAUAUGCAACUUUUCAGGGAAGUCAGGAACCAAUAUACACAAUUCAGUUAGGAAAGCAAAGGCUAGCUUUUUCAAAACAGAGAUUUGGAUCCUGUAGCACUAACUCCAAAAAGUUUGGGGACACUGUAAAAGUCCAUGGAGAAUAAGAGCACCUCCUCCCCAGCUGCCCACUGCACUGAGGCUAGGAAAGGAAACACUAUCACCACCGAUAAAUCUACAAUAAUCGAGAAUUUCAACAAGCCAUUUUGCUACGGCUGGCCAUGCUUUCCACCUGGCUACCACUACCCCGGCCACCCAAAUCUGCACCCUCCGCUGCAACUUGCCCAUGCCCCCCCCCCGCUUCUCCUUCACACAAAUUCAGACAGCUGAUGUUCUGAAAGAGCUGCAAAAUCUGGACCCCUACAAAUCAGCUGGGCUAGACAAUCUGGACCCUUUCUUUCUAAAAUUAGCGCCGAAAUUGUAGCAACCCCUAUUACUAGCCUGUUCAACCUCUCUUUCGUAUCGUCUGAGAUCCCCAGAGAUUGGAAAGCUGCCGCGGUCAUCCCCCUCUUCAAAAGGGGGUGACACUCUAGAUCCAAACUGUUACAGACCUAUAUCCAUCCUGCCCUGCCUUUUGAAAGUAUUUGAAAGCCAAGUUAAUAAACAGAUCACCGACCAUUUCGAAUCCCCACCGUACCUUCUCCCGCUAUGCAAUCUGGUUCCGAACAUGGGUUAUCGAUCCGUCAUGGGUGCACCUCAGCCACGCUCAAGGUCCUAAACGAUAUUAUAACCGCGAUCGAUAAUAGGACAGUACUGUGCAGCCGUCUUCAUCGACCUGGCCAAGGUUUUCGACUCUGUCAACCCACCGCAUUCUAUUGGCAGACUAAAUAGCCUUGGUUUCUCAAAUGACUGCCUUGCCUGGUUCACCAACUACUUCUCAGAUAGAGUUCAAUGUGUCAAAUCGGAGGGCCUGUUGUCUGGACCUAUGGUAGUCUCUAUGAGGGUGCCACAGGGUUCAAUUCUCGGGCCGACUCUAUUCUCUGUGUAUAUCAAUGAUGUCGCUCUUGCUGCUGGUGACUCUCAGAUCCACCUCUAUGCAGACGACACCAUUUUGUAUACAUCUGGCCCUUCAUUGGACACUGUGUUAACAAACCUCCAAACGAGCUUCAAUGCCAUUCAACACUCCUUCGUAGCCUCCAACUGCUCUUAAACGCUAGUAAAACUAAAUGCAUGCUCUUCAAUCGAACGCUGCUUGCACCCGCCCGCCCGACUAGAAUCACUACUCUCGGCGGUUCUGACUUAGAAUAUGUGGACAACUACAAAUACCUAUGUCACGCCCUGACUCAGGAGACGUUGAUUUGUUGAGUCAGGGUGUGUAUUUUCUGUGUUGUGUUUUUUUAUGUUUAGUUCUAGAUCGUUUAUAUCUAUGUUGGCCAGGGUGGUUCCCAAUCAGAGGCAGCUGUAGCUCGUUGUCUCUGAUUGGGGACCAUACUUAGGCAGCCUGUUGGCACCUGUUAGUUGUGGGAUCUUGUUCCGUAUAGGUUUGUUGUGUGUACCUUAAGACUUCACGUAUCGUUUGUUUGUUGUUUUGUCGUGUGUCUAAUCGUUUAAUAAAAUGUACGCUUAUCACGCUGCGCCUUGGUUCCAUGAAUCUUUAAACGAUCGUGACAACCUAGGUGUCUGGUUUGACCGUAAACUCUCCUUCCAGACUCACAUUAAGCAACUCUAAUCCAAAGUUAAAUCUAGAAUCGGCUUCCUAUUUCGCAACAAAGCCUCCUUCACUCAUGCUGCCAAACAUGCCCUCGUAAAACUGACUAUCCUACCGAUCCUUGACUUUGGCGAUGUCAUUUACAAAAUAGCCUCCAACACUCUACUCAGCAAAUUGGAUGUAGUCUAUCACAGUGCCAUCCGUUUUGUCACCAAAGCCCCAUAUACUACCCACCAUUGUGACCAGUACGCUCUCGUUGGCUGGCCCUCACUACAUAUUUGUCGCCAAACCCACUGGCUCCAGGUCAUCUAUAAAUCACUGCUAGGCAAAUCCCCGCCUUAUCUUAGCUCAUUGGUCACCAUAGCAACACCCACCCGUAGUCUGCGCUCCAGCAGGUAAUUCUCACUGGUCAUCCCCAAAGCCAACACCUCCUUUGGCCGCCAUUCCUUCCAGUUCUCUGCUGCCAAUGACUGGAACGAACUGCAAAAAUCUCUGAAGCUGGAGACUCUUAUCUCCCUCACUAACUUUAAGCAUCAGUUGUCAGAGCACCUUACCGAUCACUGCACCUGUACACAGCCCAUCUGUAAUUAGCCCACCCAGCUACCUCAUCCCCAUAUUGUUAUUUAUUUUGCUCAUUUGCACCCCAGUAUCUCUAUUUGCACAUCAUCUUCUACACAUCUAUCAUUCCAGUGUUAAUACUAAAUUGUAACUAUUUUGCACUAUGGCCUAUUUAUUGCCUUACCUCCACAACUUACUACAUUUGCACACACUGUAUAUAGAUUUUCUAUUGUGUUAUUGACUGUAUGUUUUGUUUACCCCAUAUGUAACUCUGUGUUGUUGUUUUUAUCGCACUGCUUUGCUUUAUCUUGGCCAGGUCGCAGUUGUAAAUGACUUGUUCUCAACUGGCUUACCUGGUUAAAUAAAGGUGAAAUAAAAUAAAAAUAAAAAAAGGACUGGUGUUGUUUAGGUCUGCUUAACUGAACUGUGUCGCAACACCUCCAUCCAGUGGCUAUAACAUGUAACAACGGUCUCUUGGCACAGGUGCUGUUUGGGUGUUGCCUAAUCAUGUGCACCAUCAUUGACUACAAUAUUGAUGUCAUAAAGUGGGUGUACAAAUAUAUCCACAGGGAAAAGCACACCCAGGAUAUCAAAGUUAUAUGCUUAGUAUUUUAAUGUAUUUAAGACAGGCCCAGCACAUAAACACCCAACGUUUCCACUAGGUCUUUUUCAAGGGUGUAAAAAGUGUGCAGAGACGAGAGGUGACGCAAGUAAGGGAGAAAUCUGAUCUAAAAGUAUAUACAUUUUUACCAUACAGUAACCUAAAGCUUUUAUCACACUGGUUGCAUUCAUAAUCACGUUAACUCAGCACCGCGAUUAAAAACGGUAAUUUAAUAAGUACAGACGGAUCUGUUAGCAGAAAAACUAUUUUAUUAACAAAACGUAAAUAAAUAUGUUUGUUUUACAGAACUUUUUUGUUCCUGCAGUUUUACAGCUAAUUUCCUGCAAUUCUGAUAUAUGACUAUCUGAGUGAGUGACUAACAAAAUCUCAAGAGUGUGCAAGCUGUCAUCAAGGCAAAGGGUGGCUACAUUGAAGAAUCUAAAAUCUGGGAUUAGAAACAGCGACCUUUCCGUUACUGGCACAACGCUCUUAACCACUAAGCUACCUGCCGCCCCUUUAUGCGUUGUGCCAGUAACCGAAAGGUCGCUGGUUCUAAUCCCAGAGCCGACUAGGUGAAAAAUCUGUCGAUGUGCCCUUGAGCAAGGCACUUACCCCUAAUUGCUCCUGUAAGUCGCUCUGGAUAAGAGCGUCUGCUAAAUGACCAAUAUUUUAUAUAUAUUUUGUAUAUUACCGAGGUCUGGACCUUGGUGUCCUCAUAUGUAGCUACAGGCCCUGACAAUAACAUCAGCUAUUAGUAGCCUAGGCUUAACCUUGGAGGUGUACAUGAUUCUAAUCGUGAUUAAUUUAUCAUUCAUAAAUUAAAUGUCCUUUGAUCGACUGGAUACCUCAGUCAUAUAAAUAAUACAAAAAUAAUGUCAUUUUACCCUUGCCAGCUUUAGCCUUAGUGUCAGUCUGUUCGUGCAACUCCUUGUCACUAAUUGUCAUGCCAAACAUGACUUGACAAUGACAAUAGCAAAUGGAGUUGGCAAGAGCACAAACAGAUCUGGUACCAGGCUAAGAGAGCUUAAGGUGCAACUGCAAGCUCCUUGUACCGAGCAACCGUUCGUUUCCCUCUACGACUUCUAUUGUGACCUCAUUCGGCCCACAUUGUGAAGUGCUGCUUGCGCCACGUGGAGAAUCACCGUAGCAACGGUCGGUAUCGUGGAGACGGCACGGGUCCCGCGUUAUAAAAGCAGCCACAGCGCGAGGCCGCCGUUAAGCAGACACACCGCCUUGAGAGACAGGUAACGGCAGAGCGCAUGAGGGGGUCGCUUUUAUCAUAGUGAUGCAGAUAUUUGAUUGAAAUUAAUGUCGACUAGUCCUACUAGUUCUCAGUGGAGUUUUAGAUUUACAGGUCAUCACAAAUUAAUGAAUCUGUAGGCUAGGCCUAUAAUAAGGGCAUUUAGCGUAUUAUUCCUACAUGUUCUGCUAUGAUAACUUUCCAUAACUCUUCAUUCUUUGAUGAAAAUGCACGAUUUACAUUAUGACAUCAACAUUCAACAUGAUCACAUUUGAAUGAUGGUAAGAUAUUGUGAGAAAAGCUAUACAUUUUCCAAGAGUGUAAAAACUAAACGAAAACCAGUUUGACUAUCAACAUUCAACACUAACUCAAAUCAGUCCUCUCUCCCAGUUACAGCUCAGCCCUACAAGGGUUUUUCCUGUUACUGUAGUAACUAUCCUGGUCCUUCACAGAUGGGUAGUCAGGGAGACGUGGUCACUCCAGGAGGAACCGGAAGCCCAGGAGGCCGCCUGGGCAACACCUCUUACAGGUCCUCAUAUGGUGAGAACAAGUUAUCUGAUAUGACAUUGAAAUGACUUGAUGUAAACUCUCUGUUGUCUUGAAUUGAAUUAUAUUUUAUUUUAUUCUACUGAUGGUAAGAUAGUAUGCACUACAUUGACCUAAAGUGUGCUGCAUUCGCAAGUAAACUCUACUUUCACCCUCAAUGAUACGCCUGCGUGAUUUUUUUUUUCAUUGAUAAAAAAAAAAAAAUAAGUCAGAUUCCAUAAUGACUCACUUGCAUGACCACACACUGGUCCCAAUUACCUCACUAAAAUGUGUACUUGUUCACUUCCCUUCGCUGAUUUCAAAGGAAAUGACCGGUAUACGUUUUUCCCAUAAACAAAUAUGGUGGAAACUCGAGCCGUUUCUUACUCUCAUGAGUGCAAACUUCAGGAGAAUGGAGAUAUUAUUGGGAAGCACCCCAACCCUUCCCAACUUACUGUCAUUUCUUAUCCAGGCAAGGAAGGCUUCAGUCCAUGUCUAGGCCAUCAUUACGGGACAGGGUACUCUGCCAACCUGAGACCUGCUGUUAACUACAGCCCCAGCCUGGACCACACUGACAACCCACAGCUAGGGAAGACGAAGACGAGAGAGACAGGGAACAGUAGACGUAUAGGAGAAGAGGAGAGGAGAUGA
This is a messenger RNA of Coregonus sp. 'balchen', 21040 nucleotides long. NCBI's taxonomy places the organism in Eukaryota, Metazoa, Chordata, Actinopteri, Salmoniformes, Salmonidae. The record is from the annotation of a GenBank genome assembly.